Molecule: messenger RNA, 6423 nt
Organism: Xyrichtys novacula (pearly razorfish)
Lineage: Eukaryota; Metazoa; Chordata; Actinopteri; Labriformes; Labridae
Source: the annotation of a GenBank genome assembly
GAUAGUCUCGCGUGAUGAUCACGCUUGUCGAGAGGGGUCGAUGCGAGGAAAAGUGGAAAAUCGACUGAUUGAUGCAUUUGUAAAAACGGAUAGUUAGCUAUGUUUCGAUCACUGCUCGCCAAUUAUCAUAGGAAAACCUACCGAAAUUGCAGAUUUACAGUUUACUGCCUGCACUUCCCUCCUUCGCGUGGGGUAUAAGGCGGCCCUGGGGGGUUGAAUUCUCGCUAGCUAAUUUAGCUAACCCGAGCUGCUGGUUAGCUUUGUUUACAUCAAGUGCGCGCCUGGAGUCUGGAGGCUAAUCAAACGAAUUUAAGACCCGAUGAGCGCCCCUUUUAAUUAAACACCGACGAAGAGACAUUCUUGGAUAGUAAAUGGGCUCCAUGGCGAACCUCGACCAUUUCUCGAGUCAAAGGUUUGGAUGAUACCGUUAGCUAGCGUCUGCUACUAAAUGCUAAUCUUUUGAUCAUGGCUCUUUGGAUCUGUAGACUCAGUGUGAGCUGAUAAGUGGUGCUGGGGAUAAUGUGAGUUAUUACAAUUGAUCCCGAUUAGUAUAAACUUGAAUCGUGCGCUUUAAAGUCAGUUUUAAUAAGGAACGACUCCUCACCGGUAAUGCUAACAUUAGCCUGUGGAGCUAGUGUGCGCGUUUAGCCAUGAUCGGAGUGAAUUAUUGUCUGCACUGAAGAAGAAGAAGGACCGGAGGGGCUGAGUGUUGCUCCACCAGACAGGUUUAAUAUUUGUGGUUAUCUCGAUUGGUUGGAUCAUUUCCCCGGGCCGUGUUCACACCGCUAUGAACUCUAUUAAUGCGACCACCCUGUACGUGUCUGCAAGCCGGGCCGUGCUGCAGUGUGACCCGCGGCAGCCCAACACCUUCACAGACAUGUACACGCUGCUACCCUACUUCAGACAGUCCCUCGCAUGCCUUGUCUGCGGUAAGCAUCCCUUAAAGUGUUAACUAAAGCUUUCACUGUGAUGCAAGAUGUUAUAGUGGGAAAUUAUCUUUUUAUUUCCAUAAUUCAUAGUGACUGAAAUGUCCGUGGGCGUGCGCUCGCUUGCAGCAGUUGACACAAUUCGUCGUGCUCACUCACUCACUCGCCACCUUGGUCUCCUUAGCAACCGAGGCUGUGCCCCAGUCAUCUGUCCUCUUGUCAAGACAGAUGACUCCUCUGUGUUGUCUGCUGUUGCAGCGCCAUGUGUUUCCUAUUCAUGCCUUAUUUGCUAACACGGCAGAGCUGGUAAAACAUCAACAGUGGGUCAUUGGCAGUUUUGACUGAACGUGUGACAGUCAUUCUAGUUCCUGCUAAUUCUGUAAUGAUGCUUAUGGUAUAAUGUGUGUAUUCAUGCAGUUUGCACACAGGCAAAGGGUCAUAGAGACAAGUCUUGGAGGGUGUUAUGUUUGUUCAAACUGGGGCUGUUUGGUUGGAAAGAAAGACAAACACUGACAUAAAAGAAAAAUCUCAUGAAUCAGUAUUUAUUGAUGACUCUCUGGUCAACACUUACAUUAAAUAAAAGAAGGAGUGUAAUCCUACAGCUGCUGUAAAAAGCAGCGAAUUAUACAGAAUUUCAACCAUUUACCUAUGUACAUAUUUGCUGAGAUUUCUGUCUUUUCUCUCGCAAUGCAGUUCUAGUUUGAUGAUCAUCAGAUUAAGCAUUUUCAGUCUGGCUCUUUCGCUGUCUUUCAAUGGCUUUGUCCGAAAUGAAUCACUCAACCCCUAACCCCCAUUUGGGAUUUCACUAUAAAGCUGACUAUGUAGUGAUCUCAGUCACCAGAGGUUUCAGACACUACAUGGCAUGACGCAAUGUGAGUGACCAUCGGAUGGUCACUACAUUUUGCAAUGCUCCGGCACUCCAUCCUCCAGCACCAUGCUGUUCCACCUGGACUCAGACUUGUGGGUCAUGAGUUUGUUUUGCAGCAAGACAAUGACCCUAAGCACUCUGCCAAGCUCUGUCAGGGUUACCUAGACAAAAAAAGCAGAGGAAGGUGUUCUUCAAAAGACGGUUUGGCCCCCUCAGUCUCCAGACCUUUCUCCAAUAGAGCUUGUGUGGGAUGAAUUGGAUCGAUCGGUCAGAAAAAUGUGUCCCACAAAUCAGCAGUCUCUUUUUAAUGAACUUAAAAAAGCUUGAAAUGCAAUCCCUGGAACAUACCUUAAAAACACAAAACUAUAGUGUUUUUUUUGUACAAAUCUGAUCUUGCUUCCAAACUUUUGGCCUGUAGUGUGUGUGUAUAUAUAUACACAUAUUAAACUUGCACCAGCGCCGAUUUCCUUAAUUUUGGGAUAUGAGUGAUCGGCUUAUCCUUACAUAUGAAACCAAUUUUAUCCACAGAUCAUAUCUACCUCAGCAAAGGUUCGAAAGUCAGCCAUUGUAGCUUUUUGCUUUGCCAAAAUGACAGGCCCGCCCCUCACAACAUAGUCAUCAGGAGCAUGUUGAACUCACUAAAAGGAAACCUAAAUCUCAGGACAGUUUACUGGUGGUUUAAGUUGUGUUGUUAGCUUGUCCUGUAGAUUAUUAUUUUAUGUGCAGUUAGAACAAACACAUAAAGUUUGUAUUGUUUCACCGGGAUUGUUCAAUUUUUUUCAUUCAGAGUUGUAUCUUGUCAGUUAUUAAAAAAAUUGGUAUCGUCCAAAAUCAAGCUAUGUAAAGAUCGGUGACUGGCCAGAAAAUUGUGAUCGGUGCACCCCUAAUAUAUAAACAUAUAUUUACUGCUCCUUUUAUUUACUAUCUCUUCAUUAUUAUUCCGUCUCUCAGGUAAACUACUUCAAGAUCCCAUAUCUCCCACACAUCCAGAGUGUCAGCAUUGUGUCUGUUUGGGCUGUAAAGGCCAGAAGAUGCGGAUGAGGCUAUCGUGCAGCCGCUGUAAAGACUAUUCCUGCUUCCAGGAGAACAAACAACUCUCUUUGCUGGUGCAAUGCUACAGGAAGCUCUGCCUCUAUGUGACUCAUUCACCGCUGCUGCAGCUGAUCAGCAGCCACGUAGGAGGGUCCCCUGAGAUUAUGGCCUUGCUAGAGGAGGUGCUAAUGUCACAUGAGGAGGAGGUAGAGGCAGAGGACCUUUGCCUAGCACAGGAGGAUGUGAAGCCCGCUGCUCCUGACUCCCUAACGCCCACGGAGGCACCGCCUGCUCCUGCAGAGCUCUCAGCUGUCCCUCAGAGCUCCUCCUCCGACCCUCCUUGUUCCAAUGGACCUCAGGAAUGUAAUGGAGAAGUUCUGGAGGAUCUGGAUCCCUCAUCCCCUGAGUUGGAAGUGUGUGAGCUGGUAGAAGAGCAGCCACAGGCAGGCCUGUCUGUGUCUGAAACUGGCUGUGGUGGUCUGGAGCUGAGUCUGACCACGGGGCCAUUAGCCCCGACUGCAGGCACUGUGUGCUCACUCAGGGAUGGGGAAUCAAGCAGCAGGGAGCUGGAGGAGGGGGAGGUGUUGCUUCUCAGUGUGGAGGAGGUGUUACAGACAUUGGAUCCCCUUCAGCCCGGUCGAGAUUCUCCUCAUUCACAGCCAGAAAGAACGCACACUCACACACACAUAACCACGGACAGAGCACACACUCAAAUGUACAUACAGCUAGAUGCAGCUCACAACUACACACAGCUUCGAACAGACAGGACUAACACAGUGGCAAGUCAUGGUGCUCACAUCCACACAUCCUCCUUCGAUCCCCCUCCCUCAUCCAAGCCCCCGCCAGUCCGCCUUAAACGAAAACGAUCACGUUCAGAGAGCGACAGGGAGAAAGUCAAACCCCUCCCUAUCUCCUCCAUCCUGCAGGGCUCCUCCUCACACUUACACACUCCACAUCCCUCCCAGACGCUUCACACGCACCCGCCUACGCCCUCCUUAACUGUACCAGCUCACACGUACUCAUCCCUUUCCAACGGGGCGCCUCCAAAACCCAACCGCCCGGCUCCCAACCACAACAAAGGCGCCAGGAAGCACGUCGACCCGGGCCCGAAGAAGCCCCACGCUAAGGCGCGCAGCGGCGGAGGCCCUAAGACGAAGGACGGAAACAAAGAUCAGCGGUUGAUGUCAGGCUGCCUGGUGCCUCCAGCUCCUGUCAGACCCCCGUAUAAGAAGCCUGUGGAGAAGAAAGGCUGCAAGUGUGGCAGGGCCACCCAGAACCCAUCUGUGCUGACCUGUAGGGGGCAGCGCUGUCCCUGCUACUCAAACCGCAAGGUGAAACUAUAACCAAAGGAUAUUUUUUUAUCAGUUUUGAUCAAUGAAAGUAACAUUUUUGUCUUAUAUGAGCCCUCAGGAUGUCAGUUUGAGUCUAACAUGACAAAGUUUUCUCAUAAAUCUGACAACAGUGUGUUUUUAAAUGUUAUUUGAUGUUUUCAUGUUUCUAACCAUAUUUUUGAAGGAGAAACUAUGAAAGGCUUAAGUUAUCCACAACUUUCUCAUAGUUUCUGGUCUUUGGCUGAAUGUCCUUGUCUAUAUUCUGUCUCAGGCGUGCUUGGACUGCAUCUGCCGAGGCUGCCAGAACUCCUACAUGGCAAACGGCGAGAAGAAGCUCGAGGCCUUCGCCGUGCCGGAGAAAGCCUUGGAGCAGACGCGCCUCACCCUCGGCAUUAACCUCACCAGCAUCACUGCCGCCGCCGCGCUCCGCAACCCGGCGACCACCAGCAUCCGCGCUAACACCCUCCUCAACGUCGCCACCGCAACAGGGACCCCUGUUACCACGGCCUUCCUGUCCCCCAGCCCCCCUCAAGAACCCAACUAUGAAGACAGUCUGGAGCUGCUGAUUGGAUGAGAGCCUGGGACUCGUUAGAGACAGCUCUUUGCUGAUUGAAUGUGACAGCUGAUCAGUGUGUCUGUCAGACAACCUAAAACCCCUCCUCCCCUUUAAAAUUGGGAGGCUUUCUACGGCAGCUAUGGGUCUGUCCUGUCCUGUAACCUGCUCUUCUUCUUUGUUGGAAAAUGCUGAGUAGUAAGACUAGCAUGGGUGUGCCAAAGCCUCCUGUAUUGUGCCUGUGUGCCGGUGUGUAUUGUUGCCUGCCUGUAGUUAAACACUUAUACUCGGUUCUGUAUUUCAGAGGUGCUUUUGUUCACUAAAUCACAGACAUGUUUGAAGAGGCAAUAGGCACUCAUACCCAUUUUUGUGUUUGUCAGCGUCUACACACAAUUAUAGAUUUUGCUAGUGUGUGAUUUUUCAGUGCGUAACAACGACGAAAACAGCAUCAUCAGAUCUCAGUCACCAUGUCACAGCAUAUUCCAUGUUUGAGUGUUGCUUCAUAUAUGUUUAAGAGAUGCAUAAUCUGUAUUAGGACGACCCUCACUAACCCUUAACCGUGUAUGUGUUCACACCUUAAUAGUGAAUGAAUCUCGUGACUAAUCUACGGAGAACUUCUGUUUCACACGACUGUUUGCCUUUUUCUAUCUCGUGAACUCACUCAAUCCAAGUACUGUCGGAUUAACAAUGAAUUUGUCUUAAUGAACAUGACUGAUGCAGGCAUUGUACAGGCAGCGAGGUAAUGUCAAAGCACUUGGCUGGCUCCACGGUUUCAGUGUGCGAGAGUGUGUGAGAGAGAGAGUGUGUGUGUGUGUGUGAGUGUGAGUAUGCAUGCGCCUGCUGAGAUUUACUGUAAUGUCAGUGAGGGGGUGUGUGAAGGGUUGUAAGCACUUAGUCUGAUUGAUUGGCCAAUUUACAACUUAAAAACCAUUCUUGGUUACCAUAGCAAUAGGAGCACCAACAAGGGGCCUCCCAGCUCUUGUGCACACACACACCGUUGUUUACAGCAUUACCAUUUAUAUAAUCUAUAACUGACUGUCUUCUAUUAUAUUACACUGUUAUGUCUUGAUUAAGAGAUUGCACAUGACUGUGUUUAGAUAAACUGAAGCCAUAGGUUGUCAUUAACGAGACAAAAUAUCCCCCCGUGUGUGCGUCCCCUCCCCUUGUUGUAGUGUCCUGACUGAUUAGAGACCAACUCAGAGACUAUUUUUGAUACCAAGUGUUUGGUACCGCUGUCUUUCUGUGUUUUGGUUCAAGCACCUUGAAGCCCAGCUAUAUCCCAAGAGGCUUUGUGUUGUCCGUGUUUGUGUUUACCGUCUCAGCUGUAACUACAACAUGUUUGUCAAUCCAGUCAUGGCGACCAAAAAAAAAAAGAGACUGAAGCAGAAAAAAGAGAGAGAAAUAGAGAGAGAGGACUCAGGCAGACCAAACAAACACCUUGGUUCUCCACUCAUUUGACCAGAAGCAGCAGGUGGAUUACAGUCAGAUCAGCAGAUAUGAUCUAUCUUCCUGCUCCUGUGUGUGUCUGUAUGUUUGUUUCAAAAUGUAUUUCUUUUGGGCAUUACUUGAACCCUGGUUAGUUUUUGGUAUUUUUUUUUUUAAUGUAAAAACUCUUAUUUGAGGAGUGACUCUUAUUAUUGCUGAAACAUUCACUGCCAUAAUAUGGAAACAUGUAAUACAACAUGAAUUAAAUGAUAGUUUUUUACUUUUUCA